This is a messenger RNA of Caenorhabditis auriculariae, 5770 nucleotides long. The record is from the annotation of a GenBank genome assembly. NCBI's taxonomy places the organism in Eukaryota, Metazoa, Nematoda, Chromadorea, Rhabditida, Rhabditidae.
AUGAUCUUACGGUCCUUCGCCUCGUUCUUCCACAAGUUGAUCCCUCAGUUUCGCGGGUACGGGCACGGCGAUGAUGGUGGGGCUCGGGCACGGACUCCGUGUACACUCUAGGGUAGCCUCGGCCGACUGAGAGAGCUACCACUUCGAGUGAAGAAAAUACACGGAAUGAAGAAAAUACACGGAAUGAUUCUUCACGGCCACAAGGCCACCGAGCGGAGUGUCGUUCCAUGAAAUUUCAACUUGUGGCACAUCGACUAUAGAGAUUCUGAAAGUUUCAACCUUUGAAAAUGCCCCUUUUUAAUGGUUUUCUUUGAAUCGAAGAGGUUUUUUCUUGAAAGUUAGAAAGUUUUGCGGUUGAGACUUUCAGGAAUGUUAUCUGGUAUAUCAAGAAAUAUUCUGGCCAAUUUUCAGAGAUUUUCAAGCUGUCAAGUAAAGAAGUAAGAACCUAGUAAGAAAGUAAGAAAGAAAAAAAAGCAGAAAAAAAAGGAGGAGAAGAAGAAGAAGAAGAAGAACCACUCCGAAGAGCGGAGCAGGAGCAACUGGCGUCCUUUCAGGGGCGUGGUAUUGGGAUCUGUGCCGAACAUCAAAUUGGUCCCUGUGGCGUCGGAACGAGCAUGGCUCUUCGAAAGGUGAUAAUGGUACCUUUAAUGACCGCGGUAAGAUCUUUUCGAAUACCUCAUUAGAAGUAGGCUACCAGAGAUAAAAAGGAUUUCCCGCCAUUUUUCUUAAACUCUUUAUUAUUCAAUUAUUCUCGACUUUUUGGUUGAAAAAAUUCAGAAAAGGGAGGGCAAACUAGAAGUGAAAAGAAAGUUUUUUAGGUUCAGGAAAAUCGUUGACACCUCGGGGCUCUAGGCCUAGGAUUAUUUACUCAUUUUGGCACCUUUAGAGUAAUAUUAUUUACUGAAGUUUUCAACUUUCGAAAGUUGUAAAUGGACAUUUUUUGUAUAGAAAUAACAAAUAGUCGAUUUUUCAAUUAGCUCCGUAGCUCAGAAAAAAAGUGUAUUCUCAGAAUUUUAUCAACCUUCAAAAAUAAAUUAAUCCAAAAACUGUCUUUUGGCGUUUGUGCCCGUUUUUCUCAUUUUUGAAAUGAACUUUUUAAGUUUCAAGUGAACAAAAAUGACCCAAAACAAGGAAAAAUCGAUAUUUCGGAAACCCUAUGGGUUCUUGGAGGUACCAGAUGGUUCUAUAUGAAAAAAGACUUUCUGAACCUGAUAAAAAACUUUACUUUUCCUGAUUCCGAACAGUUUGAGCCGAGAUAUGAAUUUUUGUAGCUGUAGAUGACAAAGUUGACCAAAGUCGAUAUUUCGAGAAACCCUAUGAGUCCUUGAGGAUACCAGAUGGUUCUACAUGAAAGAGGACUUUCUGAAACCUAUAAAAAAUUUACUUCACCCGAUUCUGUACAUUUUCAGCCUAGAUAUGAACUUCUGAAGUUUAUGUUUUCUGAAUUGGCUAUCAAACAAAAAAUUCCAAUUUUCCAACCAAAGAAGUUCGAGAAUCUUUCGUUCCUAAUAUUUCAUUAAACAUGGAGGAAAAAAUUUCAUACUCACGAAAACAGCUACUUUUAGUUCAAAAAUUUUCAGAACGAUCCGUUUUUUUACUUUUGACUCUCAGAAACUGUAAAAGUUAAAAAAAAACCGGUUGUUGGCUUCCAGGUGAAAAAUAUGACACCUGCUAAUUUUUUUAUAAAUUUAAUUUUUUUGUUUGUGAAAUUUUUUUAUUCAGUACUUGCAGUCCCUUAGACAUGGGAAAAGUUCGAAAAAAGCAAAAAAGCUCAAAAUUCAAAAAGUGGUAUAUUUAUUGACCUUUAGGUAUAUGUAUGAUACCUUCAUGUUAGUUUUUUUCGAUUUUUUUUUUUUUGAGUUUUCUUUUUGUCAAAGUCUCGGGGAAGGGCCUUCAUUUCAUUUUUGGAAUGGUUUAUCUAUAAGAUAACAGCGGUUCUAUUUGUUCUACAGUAAUUUUAUGGAAGUAAUGGAAAAAUAUUAUAUUCUAAUCGUUCAAUAUGUAGAUUAUCUACUGAGUUUUUCAUUUUUUUGUUGUAAAGUUUAUUUUUUUAUAGUCCGACAUAAUUGAUAGCACAUGAAAUAAUUACUUUUAAUGAUGAUAUAUCCUAUUGCUAUCAAUAUUACUAUUUGUUAGCUGAGAGGCUAAUUCAAAGGCGCUUCAUUUGAGUUGUUCAGUGGUUUGAGAUUUAGAAUGCUUUUUGUGCGUUUAUCUGCGAGCUUUGAUUUAUUAAUAGUUUAUUAGUCAAGUGGCAAAUUAUAGUAAAUAUAAGAGGGAGAAGAAUUGAAAAAUGGCUUGUGAAGAGGGUGUGUUUUUCCACGGAAACAGAAGCAAGAUAAUGUCUAUUUUCUAUUGGCGGGCCGUGAUAUUGCAUGCUGUUGCGAAGUGCUGGCUAUUACAGAAUCUAAAGCAAUUCCUGCUCUUGUCUGUAGUCGAAACGACUGCGCUUGCGGAGUCGGGCUACUUCUUCAAUCAUUUCGAUGGUUCGCACCGUUUCGGUGCCGAUUGGGGCUGUUCUGUGAAAGAAUUUUAUUUUUUUAUGCGCGAAUCUUUAUUUUUCACAAGCUCUUCUGUUCCAAAAAAUUUCAUUUUACUUUAAACAACGUAGAAAAUGGACAAAAACAUGCUCCUAGCUCAUAACUAGUGUUCUUACUACUUCAGGGGGCAAAUCUAAUCCGAACCUCGUCCGUGACGAAAAUUUUUCCUUCGCCGUUAUAGGCUACAGGAUUUUAGGGGAGAAGGGUGCUAAGGCCGAAUUUAAAGGCUAAAUAAUUCAGAAGGGUGGUCUGACCCCCCGAAAAGUGGAUCAAAUCGUUGGAGGCGUUGACGCUUUCUUCACUCAAUUUUAUUUCUUUAAUAGUUUCUGCCGUUAUUCCGGAGAAUUUUAGAUUUUUUAUGAACUUGUUAGCCAAAGAUGGUGACUCCUUCGGCUUCGAGACUUAAACGCCGUUCAGCCCCAGGACUUCUGCGAGCGUCAUUUCGACUUCGUUGGCAGGUGCUCGGGGUGGGAGAUCUUUCGGGAGAGUCUUUCCGGCGGCGGCGCGGACUUGAGUCAUGUUCUCAAGUGUUUUUUGAACUUGCGGGGAUUGGACUUAAUGGGAUUCAGUAUAUGUCUAUAUAUAUUUAUUUAUAUUCGUUUCUAAAUUUCUAUGAUUGAAGUUCUUUUUCAUUUUCUUAUAGGACUGCGCACUUGAUUAUGCACGGCAGUAUAAUUUUGAAGCCUAUGAUUACUAUGGUCCCUAUUGAUGUGGGUAGAUUUUUAAGAAUUAUCUAUGUGUGAAAAAUCUUGAAAAAUGCUUGAGGGUUGCAUGUUUGGUGGGACAGAUCCUUGAUUAGCCCCUUUUUUCUUUUUUCGUGGGAUGUAUGCUAAUGUCCCUCAGAAAUCUAUAUUUAUUUUUUUCCGCUCGCAUUUUACAGUACAGUAUUGUUCUUGUGCAACUGCACGUUUCUAUGUAUUCGCACUUAUUUUCUGUGUCGCAAAUUAAAGGGAAUUUCUCAUGAAAAUGCGGCAUCGUCGCAAUUUUUUGUGUUUUUUGUGAAAACCUAAAAUUUGCUAUUUGUGCUGGAAUCGUAUUGUCAAUCGAAAGUAUGGAAAUUUUAGCUCUAAAAUCUUCCUUUCCUAUGGUCUCUAUUUCUCCUUCUCGGAUUUUCAGUUCAAAUGUGUUUUGCUGUGAGUUGUGCCUUUCCAGGCCAUUGUGCGCAUUUGUAGGGCCUAAAAUUUUCGUCUGAUGUUGGUUUCGCAUACGUUCUAUAAAGUAGACAUGCUGAAGUUAAUGAUAGGCAAUCGCAGAACCAACCACCUUGCUUGCGCAAUAAGAUUUUCCUAGAUAGGUUUUGCUUCUGUUUGCUUCUUUAAGUUCGUUUAUGAUGGCCUCAGGUGCAAAAACGUCGCAUUUGGUUCCUCUGCAGAGGCUAUUUCCUCCAUAGCGCAUAACUGAUUCUACGUUUAAGAAUACAUUUUUCGUGUUUAUUACCGUACUUAUGAUGCAUUCAUGGAUAGUUUUCUCUACUUUGAUCCUAUAUUUCGCAACUACUGUUGGUGGUUAUAUCUAUGCAUAUUUCAUUGGGUAAUGGAGUUACGAAAAUUUCUUGGUCCGUUUUUAGGCAACAUCUGUCAUUUUCGCAACUUUUUCCGUUAUGCGUGAUAGGUAUAGUAAUGUCACAGCCUCGGGCCGGGACUAGCAAAGUAAGUAAAGUCAAUGAAAUUUCCUUUUUUUGGAAAGAGCGUCUUUUUGUUCAAAGUGUCACUUUUAUUAAUUACUUGAGCUGCUUCGUCGGUAAUCAACUUUGGGAAUUUCGUAAGAUUUCGGGAGGGGUUAAUAUUUAGAUCUAGGAGAGUUGAAACCCUAACGCCCCCCGCGUGUGGGAGGGGCGUGGGGGGAAGAGAAUCAAACGCGGGGGGGGCGAGCCUGCAUCUAGAAAUGUACCGCUCAAAAAGUCUAUUAAGUUUUGGUUUUUUUGAGCAUAUCUCAGCGAGUACUUAUCCGAUUUAUAUAUAACUUUCAGGGAUAAUGUAAAAAUAUACUUUGUAACAUAUACGGUAUACAAAGACACGUCCGCAAUCACUGUGUCGCGUUUUAGGCAUUUUUUUAUUGAAUUCAAUUUUUUUUGUUUUUUUAUGCUUUUUAUUUUUUUAUUUAUUUUUUUAUUAAAUUUUUUUAAAAAGUAAUGAUGUUGCCAUAUGUUUUUUCAUGUUUUUCAGACAUGGGAAGAACCUCUGGAAAAAAGGAUUUGACUGAUAACUACAAAAGAGCCAUCGUUGUGGGUCGUCAAUAUGGACUGACCAUGACGACGUUGGCAGGAAUGUUCGGCGUGACAGAGGCGUGCAUUUCUCAGUUCCUAAAGCGUCAGAAAGCUCAAGAUGGCUCUACUAACAGCCAACGCACUGGAAGACCACGUGUCACUGAUCGUAAUGACGAUAGGAACAUUUUGAAGACGUCUAGAACCAAUCCAAGACUCACCGCCCCUGCGAUCAGACGGGAAGUUUUCUUGAUUUCGCCAUCUCCGCCAUCCGUCUCGACCGUGAAACGACGUCUGAAUGCUGCUGGAAUCAUGGGAAGACGUCCAGUGAAGAAACCGCUGAUUUCUGAAAAGAAUCGAGCCUCCAGGGUGAAGUGGGCGAAGGAGCAUCUCAACUGGACCCGUCAAGGCUGGAACAAGAUUCUGUGGUCCGACGAAAACAAGUUCCUCCUCUUCGGGAGUGACGGAAUUCAGUGGGUUUGUAGACCAAUUGGGUCCAGAUAUCAUCCGAAAUACCAAUUACCCCCUGUGAAACUUGGUGGAGGACCGUUUCGUCGGACCACAGAAUCUUGUUCCAGUCUUGACGGGUCCAGUUGAGAUGCUCCUUCGCCCACUUCACCCUGGCGGCUCGAUUCUUUUCAGAAAUCAGCGGUUUCUUCACUGGACGUCUUCCCAUGAUUCCAGCAGCAUUCAGACGUCGUUUCACGGUCGAGACGGAUGGCGGAGAUCGCGAGUUCAAGAAAACUUCCUGCCUGAUCGCAGGGGCGGUGAGUCUUGGAUUGGUUCUGGACGUCUUCAAAAUGUUUCUAUCGCCAUUACGAUCACUGACACGUUGUUUUCCAGUGCGUUGGCUCUUAGUAGAGCCAUCUCGAGCUUUCCAACGCUUUAGGAACUGAGAAAUGCACGCCUCUGUCACGCCGAACAUUCCUGCCAACGUCAUCAUGGUCAGUCCAUUUUGACGACCCACAACGAUGGCUCUUUUGUCGUUAUCAGUCAAAUUCUUUUUUCGCGAGGUUCUUCUCAUGUCUGA